This is a messenger RNA of Trichomycterus rosablanca, 1392 nucleotides long. RefSeq names its product Rh50-like protein (gene rh50). NCBI's taxonomy places the organism in Eukaryota, Metazoa, Chordata, Actinopteri, Siluriformes, Trichomycteridae. The record is from RefSeq and is a predicted model, not a curated record. Gene Ontology annotation, molecular function: ammonium channel activity. Bases 1 to 1392 code for a protein of 463 amino acids. The transcript has 2 exons. Gene Ontology annotation, cellular component: plasma membrane. Gene Ontology annotation, biological process: ammonium homeostasis; ammonium transmembrane transport.
AUGAAGAAACGUUCUACAAGUUUAAGAGUGCGUCUUCCUGCUCUUGUUUUGACCCUGGAAGUCAUUAUAAUCAUCCUGUAUGUGUUCUUUGUGACCUACGAUGAUCACGCCAAUGCACUCAUGCAGAACAACAUGACAAAUCCUAUGGAGAAUGCCGUGUACCAGGACUAUCCGUUUUUUGCUGAUAUCCAGGUGAUGAUUUUUAUAGGCUUCGGCUGCCUCCUGGCAUUCUUCCGACGAUACGGAUUUGGAGGAAUGGUUUUUAACUUUUUGACUGCUACUUUUGCUAUUCAGUGGGCAAUUUUAGUCCAGGGCUUCUUCCAUUUUUAUUACGAUGGAAAGAUUCAUCUGGGGGUGCUGAACCUGAUUAAUGCUGAGUUUGCUUGUGCUGUUGUGUUGAUCUCAUUCGGAGCCGUGCUGGGAAAGACCAGUCCAGUGCAACUAUUGGUCAUGGCCUUGCUGGAGAUUCCCAUAUUUGGUGCUACAGAAUGGAUGGUGGUUGAACAUCUGAAGAUCAACGACGCCGGUGGCUCCAUUCUCAUCCACCUGUUUGCCUGCUACUUCGGUCUGGGUGUCACCUUCAUCCUGUACAGGCCGAGCCUCAAUGAGGGCCAUUCCAAUGAGAGCACCAGCUAUCAGUCAGACAUGCUAUCUGUGCUCGGUACGCUGUUCCUUUGGGUAUUCUGGCCCUCUUUCAACUGUGCCCUGGCCCUCAGGGGGGACGACCAGCACAGAGCUAUUCUUCAUACCUUCAUUGGCUUAAGUGCCUCCACACUGACUGCUUUUGCCCUGUCUGCCAUGCUUAGCAAAAACGGCAAGCUCAGCAUGGCUGAUGUCCAGAAUGUCACCUUGGCAGGUGGGGUCACCGUCGGUGCCUCGGUGGACAUGAUGAUCUCACCAGCUGCUGCGUAUUUUCUAGGGAUGUUGGGCUGCACGGCUUGCAUGCUGGGAUAUAAGUACCUUAGCCCUUUCCUGGCACGAAGACUGCGUAUACAGGACCAGUGUGGCAUUCACAACCUUCAUGGCCUUACUGGGCUGAUCUCAACUAUAGCUGGCAUUUGUGCCAUCUUGCUAGCCAGUGAGGACAAAUAUGGCCCAAGCCUCUAUCAGACAUUUUCUUAUCGAGCACCACAGGAAGGAGACACCCGGUUAGGGGAAUUGCAGGCAUUGAUUCCGGGACUGGAGGCAGGUCUGGGGCGCAGUGCACAGGAGCAGGCCUUAUACCAAGCCAUUGCACUAGGAAGUACCAUCGUGAUAGCGGCAGUGGGGGGCGUUCUGACCGGACUGGUGCUCAAAUUACCACAUCUAGCUUCUCCUAAGGAUGAGCUCUGCUUUGAUGAUGAACCCUUUUUUAAUAUUCCUUCAGAACAGGUUUCCUUAACCACCAAGUGA